Molecule: messenger RNA, 1047 nt
Organism: Effrenium voratum
Lineage: Eukaryota; Dinophyceae; Suessiales; Symbiodiniaceae
Source: the annotation of a GenBank genome assembly
AAGGCUCUUUGGCUCCAGCAGUCUCUCUCAGAUCUUCUCUGAUUCACCUGGUCGCCAUGGGUAACUCCUUCGCAUCCUAUGACAUGAGCGUGCCGCCGGGCGGAGCAGUGAUUUCCCUCCAGUCGCCCCAGGAGUGCUGCCAAACCAAGCCGCAGCUGACCGAGAAGCAGAAACCCAUGUGCAUGGCCAUGCUCGGGGAGUCCGAGUGGACAGACCACAUGAACAAGCUGAGCAGCAUUGUGGGCAACUACUGGAACGAGAUGCUCCCCUUCCUCGGAGUUCCCGUCGCGUUCACGGCUGCGCUGGCGGCCUUUGUGUUUCGUAUGACCGACACACGAGAGGGCCGUGGUUUGGAGGGCGACAGCUUGGUGGCAAACUUGGUUUUGCUGCCGGUGGUCUUCUUGACAUUCCUCAUCGUUAUCGGCGGCCGAGCCUUUAUCGUGCAGAAGAACACGGCCUUGGAUACUGAGGUGCAUGGGUGGUGCCGCGAUGUGACCAUUGCCUCAGGUCGCGCUGUGCAUGUGCAGUAUCGCACCAGGUGGACAGGUUCUCCAAGCUCCUUUUCAUUGGCCUCAAACAAGAAGCCGCGCAGGCUUCUGCAAGCCAAAGAACGCAAGGACCAUGCGAAUGAUCGCCUUCAUGCCGGCUGGGGGCUCCGUCCCGGGCGCCUCCGUCAUGGUCACGGUGCCGCCCGGGGUCUCGCCAGGUCAACAGCUUCAAGUGAUGGGCCCAAACGGCGUGGCGACUGCCACGGUUCCUCCUGGCGUGUCUGCGGGCCAGAGCUUUACCUUCACCCCCGGCGCUCCGGUGGCUACCCCGCUUGUGGUAGAAGCAACGGUGGUGGACCCGGCUGCGGGCAAUGGUAUGGCGUGAGCUUGAGAGGUCUUUCUCGAGGUUUUCGAUCCCCAGCUUCUGUGAUACCAAGGUGGAAUCCUCAUGUGGGGGUUGAUCGGUGGAUCAGUAGUCACCAUUUAGGGCCCCCGGUUUUGACCAUGGCUCACUUUUGCCGUGUGGGCCAUAUCGACCCUUAGUGGUUUCCUCAUCCCA